AUGUCUCUUAUCACGGUCUUUGGUGCCACUGGUGCCCAGGGCGGCUCCGUCGUCAGGCAGCUCCUGAAGGAUCCCAAAUGGAAAGUCCGAGGCAUCACUCGUGAUGUGAAUUCGGAGAAGUCAAAGCAACUGGCUUCCCAGGUAGCUGAUUCAACUCACUGCCAGGGUGUUGAGGUUAUAGCUGCAGAUCUCUUUAAUGUGAAGAGUCUCGAGAGAGCCAUUGAAGGCGCCGUCGGUAUCUUCCUUGUGACCCUGUACUGGGAAUUCAUUGGGGAGCAUGGCUUGGACGGAGCUGGAGAGCAAGAGUCUCCAACUUGGGAACACCUCGUGCUCAGCACUCUGCCCCCCGCGAGCAAGAGCUCUGGUGGAAAGUUCAAGGUGCCGCACUCGGACUACAAGGAGAAGGGCGCAGAAUGGAUUAGAAAGAACACCCCUGAACUUUGGGCCAAGUCAUCCGAGUACUGGGCCGGCUUCUACACAUCGAACCUCUGGACCCUUCCUUUCACUAAACCCGUCAAACCGCCACAAUCUGGGGCCUAUCUCUUUCUUCUUCCUUCAAAGCCUUCAGCGACGGUCUCCCUCGCGGGUGACUUGGACACAAACACUGGCAUCGUUGUUGAGGCUCUUUUUAAAGCUGGUGCCAAAGCAUUCGACCGAAUUGCCAUGGGCACCACCGACCUGAGGCCCAUAAGUGAUCUUGCUGUUGUGUAUGAAAAGGUCACAAGGAAACCCACCCGUUAUGUUGAGGUCUCGGACGAAACUUUUGCUGCUCUCUAUGGAAUCUACGGCAGGGAGUUGGCGGCCCAGAUGCGCUGGAGCGAGUCUGUGACUGACUGGGAAAACCUGGACCCCGGAAGGGUUAUCAGCCAUCAGGAGUUGGGAGUGGAAGGCAAGCUGGUUAAAUUUGAGGAGGCACUUAUCGCGGCUAGGGAUAGACUGGAGUGA
This is a messenger RNA of Fusarium falciforme, 945 nucleotides long. RefSeq names its product HSCARG dehydrogenase. Bases 1 to 945 code for a protein of 314 amino acids. Lineage: Eukaryota; Fungi; Ascomycota; Sordariomycetes; Hypocreales; Nectriaceae. The transcript is spliced from 4 exons. The record is from RefSeq and is a predicted model, not a curated record.